This is a messenger RNA of Ipomoea nil (Japanese morning glory), 1677 nucleotides long. RefSeq names its product protein FAR1-RELATED SEQUENCE 1-like. The record is from RefSeq and is a predicted model, not a curated record. Bases 1 to 1677 code for a protein of 558 amino acids. Gene Ontology annotation, biological process: regulation of DNA-templated transcription. Lineage: Eukaryota; Viridiplantae; Streptophyta; Magnoliopsida; Solanales; Convolvulaceae. The transcript is spliced from 4 exons.
AUGUUGACGAAGCUUUUUGAGUUAUAUAAUGGAUAUGCAUACAGAGUUGGUUUUAGUGUGAGGAAAGGCCAACAACGUUAUAAGGCAUCUACUAAGUCAAUUCAGAUGAAGAGGUUCUUCUGUGCUAAGGCUGGGUAUAAGCAGAAACCAAACAGUGGUGUUAAGCUUUAUUCAAAGAUUGAUAUGAGGACUGGAUGUGGUGCAUUUGUUCAGUUUGAUGUGGGGGGUGAUGGGAUGUGGACAGUUACAAAACACUUGAAAGAGCACAAUCACGAGUUAUGUUCAUUUGGCAAGAGUCAUCUGCUUCGGUCGCAUAGAAGAGUGGGAAACAAUCAGCUUGAAUAUUUAAAAGACAUGAAGAGUAGUGGUGUUGCAUUGGCGGAUGGUAUGAGGUUUUUGAAACAUCAGUCAGGGGGCUCUCCAUUGGUUGGCUUUACCAACCGCGAUGCUUACAAUUCAAUGGCUUCUGUGAGUUUGAAGUGUUUGGAUGGAUCGGAUUCAAAUUCUUUGGUUGAGAUAUUCAGGAGGAGGCAAUCUAAUGAGGCUGAUUUCUUUUUUGAUUUCGAAAGCGUUUUAAGAUCCAUGGAUGGCAAGUGUCCACAGACUAUCAUGACGGAUCAAUGUUCAGCUAUGGCUGCUGGCAUUUCCAUGGUGUUUCCUACAUCACGCCACCGUCUUUGCAUAUGGCAUAUUGGUGAGAAUUCGAAGAAGCAUAUUAAGGCAUUGAGGAAUCAUAAGGAUUUUCUGGAUAUGUUUAAUUGUGUGUUGAAAUACACCGAGACUGAAGCUGAAUUUGAGGUUUACUGGACAAGGAUGGUUACAAAAUAUAAUUGUCAUAAGAAUACAUGGCUAGAGAAGCUUUAUGACUGUAGGGAGAAGUGGUGUCCAGCGUUCAACAAGGAUUAUUUCUCCGGGGGUAUUUUAUCUUCGCAAAGGAGUGAAAGCACAAAUCAUGCAAUUUCUAGGAGGCUGUCCAAGACUGCUGGUUUAUGUGAUUUUUAUUCAUCAUUUGUGAGUGUUAUAUCUGAAUGGAGAAGUAAGGAAAAUGGCGAGGAUUUUCGUUGCAAGCUGUUUUCAGAAUUGGGAAUACUUUGCUGCCACUGCUUACGUAUACUUCAUGUGCACUGUGUUUCCAGUAUUCCCGAUAAAUACAUUCUAAAAAGAUGGACUAAAAAGGCUGUUGAGCGUACAAACGUGGACAUUGCAUCUGUGUUUUAUAAUGGUGGUGUCCCUUCUUCAAUUUGGGCUGUUGAGAUUAGUAGGAAAUUUCAAAGGCUUAUUGUUUCUAGCCAAGAUAACAGUGUUGCUAGACAAUUAUGUGAUGAAGCCGUUGAGAAUGCAAGGAAAAACAUUGAAGCUGAGAUUGGGGAUGUGAACACUGAGGAGGGUGCUGUGUCUUCGUCAAGUGGUAUUGUCCAAGACCCCUCAAGCCGGAGGGGUAAAGGUGUGAGAAAUAAAAGGAGUAGUAGUGUUAUUGAGAAGAAGUACAAUGCAGCAAGGGGAAGAAAGAGCGCUGCAAACAAGCUUGCUUCAAUUACAAAGGGCUCUGUCCAAUCAUUGGUCUUGGAAAAUAUUUCAGAGAUUGCUCGUGAUGGAUAUCUUGUACAUCCAAGCACCGGGGGUUCACAAUUUGUUCAUUUUAAUAAGAAUGUAGACCACGAUGUAGCUAUAGACUGA